AUGGCUGGCACAGGACCCGUCAUGGGUAGUGGACUCCGCCGGGACGCCCAGUGUAUCCGCAGACGGGGUAGUGUCUGAUGCCGCAAAAACCUUGGAUGGGAACAUUCUUACCAUCUGGAACCCACAAGGUAUUGAAGGCGACUGGUACAUCGUACUGGACCUCACAAUGCCUUACACCCUGACCAGCAUCGCACUCAACAACUACGGAGACACAACCCAUGACGUUAGAGCGUUCAAGCUGCAAAAGUCGCACAUUCCUGAUGGGAGCCUGAGGAACUGGCAGGACGUCGUGACCGUUACUGACGUUGAGGGCGGGAACCUUUUUCACCAUCGGCAGGAGUUCGGCGGGUUUGAGGAAACAUCGCGGUACUGGAGGUUCGUGAUCACCCGGACUUACUCUGGCUAUCAGCCAUGGCUCAGAGAACUGAACCUCUACGCAAUGUCUGACGAUGUCGACGAAUGUGCAGAUGGCACAGACAACUGCCACGCCCAGGCUACCUGUACCAACACAGAUGGCUCCUUCAGCUGUGUAUGUGGCAGUGGGUAUAGAGGAGAUGGAGUGACCUGUACUGAUGUCAACGAAUGUUUGUAUGGCACAGACAACUGCCACGCCCAGGCUACCUGUACCAACACGGAAGGCUCCUUCAGCUGUGUAUGUGGCAGUGGGUAUAGCGGAGAUGGAAUGGCCUGUACUGAUGUCGACGAAUGUGCAGAUGGCACAGACAAUUGCCACGCCCAGGCUACCUGUACCAACACGGAAGGCUCCUUCAGCUGUGUAUGUGGCAGUGGGUAUAGCGGAGAUGGAGUGGCCUGUACUGAUGUCGACGAAUGUGCAGAUGGCACAGACAAUUGCCACGCCGAGGCUACCUGUACCAACACGGAAGGCUCCUUCAGCUGUGUAUGUGGCAGUGGGUAUAGCGGAGAUGGAGUGGCCUGUACUGGUUGUGUAAUAUCAGACUACGUUCCUUUGAACGGAGUUUGCUACAAGAGCUUCACAGAGCUGAAGACACGUGCCGAGGCCAGACUGAGGUGUGCGGCAGACGGGGGGAUGUUAGCCAUGCCGAAGGACAGUGCCACCAAUACUUUUCUCGCUAAUCUAGCAGAAGUAGUAUGGGGUCGCUGGUUAGGACUGACUGACACAAACGGCGAUCGGCAGUGGGAAUUUGAGGACGGCCAACUCCUGACGUCAGCUGACUACUCCAACUGGCGCCCCGGUGAACCGACACCAGACGAGGGUCAGGGCGGCUGUGUCGGAUUUUGGGAGGGUGAAUCCUCAUGGGAUGAAAAAGACUGCAGCUUUGUCAGGGGAUUCAUAUGUCAGAUAAAUGAAGUUCCUGUCCGUCUGGUCGGUGGCAACUCGGCAAAUGAAGGCAGAGUGGAGGUCUUACACAACGGUGAAUGGGGGACUGUCUGCGAUGAUAAUUGGGGUAUGAACGACGCGCAUGUGGUGUGUCGGAUGCUCGGCUACGCGACAGCUGAAGAAGCACCGUGCUGUGCCCGGUUCGGUGAAGGCUCGGGGCAGAUCUGGCUCGACGAAGUGCGUUGUUACGGUACCGAGGCAGCUCUGUCAGACUGUAGUCAUAGGGGAUGGGGCGUUGAAGACUGUCGCCAUACUGAAGAUGCCGGCGUGGUCUGCAUUAACGAAGUCGACGAAUGUGCAGAUGGCACAGACAACUGCCACGCCCAGGCUACCUGUACCAACACGGAAGGCUCCUUCAGCUGUGUAUGUGGCAGUGGGUAUAGCGGAGAUGGAAUGGCCUGUACUGAUGUCGACGAAUGUGCAGAUGGCACAGACAACUGCCACGCCCAGGCUAUCUGUACCAACACGGAAGGCUCCUUCAGCUGUGUAUGUGGCAGUGGGUAUAGCGGAGAUGGAGUGGCCUGUACUGAAACGUGUGGACUAUCAGCAUUUCGCCACUACCCCCAGACUGAUUGUCGAGGUUACGACAUAUCCAAUCCCUCUGGUCUUACCCUCCAGGGCUGUGCGGCAGCGUGUUGUGCCGACUCGACAUGCCUGUCGUUUCAGUACAACGAUGACAAUCAAUGCUGGUUGAAAAACGGGCUCUGCUUAGAGAAAGAGUCUUUAUCGGCUCGCAACAUGUACGAUCGGAUUGAUGUACCAGCUCUGUCUGACUUGGUCUUCACGGAUGUCGGGACGGACUACGUGACCCUGUCCUGGAGGGCACCUCCUGACCUGAAUAUAGCCCGGUACCGGCUGCGCUAUCAUCACGCCGGGGCCUCGCACCAGGACCUGUCUCCCCCGCCCUCCCCGGGCAACACCGCGGCCACCGUGCCCGGACUGUGGGCAGACACAGAGUACACCUUCACCCUGACUGCGUUUGGAGAUGACGACCAGGAAGUUGGAGAGAUCAGUGGGACAGAGACAACAGCCGAGGUUGUCGUGACCGUGGAGUGCAAUGAUGACCACAUGACUGUGACCUUCCCUAGAGCGGCGCUACCAACGGUAGAUGUGGACAACAUGCACCUGCUGGACGACAGCUGCCGUGCCACAGUUACCCAGACGGAGGUGACUCUCCGGGCCGGUCUGCAAGACUGCGGGACCAUUCGGGAUUCGUCAGAAGAUGAUAAAUUUAUCUUCACCAAUGAGGCCAUCGCCAAUCAGCUGACGUCUGACAACGGAGCCGUGAGAGGGGCGCCCUUCAGCAAGAGUUUCCGGUGUGAGUUCCUCCGCCAAUUCGUGUUCUCACAAGGAAGAGAGGUCCUCUUCAACAUCCCGUCUCCUCGUGUGCAAGUUGUGGACGCGGAAAACAGUUUCACGUUUGAGAUGCACAUGUUCACAUCGCCAGACUUCACUGCGACAUACAACUCAGACGACUUCCCUUUGCAGGUGACCUCAUCUGACCGUCUGCAUUUCGGCUUGAGCGUGACCUCACCUCUGAACGACCUGGAGCUGUUUGCUCUCCGCUGCCUCGCCACGCCCAGUACCAACCCUGACGACUCUCCCAGCAUCAGCAUCAUCAAUGACGGGUGUAACGUCGACCCCACGCUUCAGCGAGACUCGGAACGGUCUAACGACAUGGCCUUAUACUACUCCAUCCAGUCCUUCGCAUUUCCCAACAUUGACGAUCCCAGUCUGGUGUACUUCCAUUGCACCAUGGUCCUGUGCUUCAAGAACAACCCGGCCUCGCGGUGCAGUCAGGGCUGCCUCCCGCCCAGCCGGCGCAGGCGCGCCAUGUCCGACCUGAGCGAGCCCCGAGCCCGACGUGCCAGCGAAAGGGACCACAUAACGACCAUCAGCCAGGGACCCUUCAAAGUUGGGAAUGCACAAGAACAAGCCUCCCUCCCCACUGUCGGCAUCGCUGUGGGCACAGCUGCAGGAAUAGCCGGAGUCCUGCUGGUGGUUGCUACUGCCUUCCUGGUGAGGAAGAGACGCGGACGUGACGCCAAGGAGGCCGAGGAUCGUAUCGGUGUUAACAACUAUUCGUUUGAGCUCUGGGGAAAGGACAAGGCUACCAACGCCACCCCCAAACCCGAGUAGUCGUUUCUGGAGUGAGGCACGAAAUCUCAGCAUGAGCGAUGGACUUAAGAGCAAAUCUCUCACUUUCUCAAUAUAAUCUUUCUUAACCUCAGUAUCUCUCCCAUUCUCAAUCUCUCCUCUUUCUUAAUCCAUCAAUCUCUCCCUUUCUCAAUCUUUCCCUUUUCCAUAUCUCUCCCUUUUUCAAUCUCUCCCUUUCUCAAUAUCUCCCUUCCUCGAUGUCUCUCCCUUUCUCAAUCUUUCCCUUUCUCAAUAUCUCUCCUUUCUCAACAUCUGUCCUCUUUGUCAACAUCUAACUUUGUAGUUCAGUGCAGUCAACUCUCAUCUCCCCUUUUCUCAAUCUUUCCCCCUUUCUAACCUUUCUCCAUCCCUUUCUUAGUCUUUUAACCACCCUCCUUCUUUCUCAAUAUUUCUCCAUAUCACAUACCCACUUUCUAAAUCUCCCUCUUGUUCUCAAUAACUCCAGCAUACAUACACAUGCGUGCACACACACACACAUAAACACACAUACACACACACACACACUCUCUCUCUCUCUUUUCCUCUCUCUCUCUCUCUCUCUCUCUUCAUCUUUAUCAUUCCUCCUUUGCAAUCUUCUGCAGCUAUUCUUCAUUUCCUCGCAUAGAAAACCAUAUUAUAAGUUAGAUAGGAAAGCUGACAACAGUUUGAAGCCUAGGGCAAUUUCGAAGGGAAAAUCAAUAAUUAUAAAACCUAGCGAAAUUUGUUCACAUUAACACUAAAUUGACAAAAGUCAAAGAGCAUAUAGCAUAAAAGGUAAUGUCAUACAUCGGGCAAAUUUCAGAUUUUUCAAAGGACAAAACACAUAAAAGUCUGUUUGUAAGUCAUUGUGUGUCGACAAUUAAAUUAAAACCUAGCAGAAUUUGUUCAAAUUUAAAAAAUUGUCAAAAAUCCCAGAGCAUAUAAGCACAAAUUUAUUGUCAUACAUCGGGCAAAUUUCAGAUUUGAACCGAACAUAUAAAAGUCCGUUUGUCUGGACUAUCAAAUUUAUUUCAAUGCUGGAUGCAAACACGUUAACAUAGACACAUUUGGUUAGAAUGUGGAAAACUGUUGUCAGCUGAACAAAAAAACAGGUGAAAGUAGCUUUACGGUACCAUUGCUGCAUCCACGGUGUGACAGUCAUGAGAGACAAAACAUCAGGGUUCUGUGGAGAAUGUUUUGAAAGGAUUAUACAGUAAUUGUGUUUGACAUGGUGGCCACCAUAUCUGCAUUUACAACCUUCAGAGUCAGAGGCAAUUACGGAGAUGAGAUUGGAGACGAUGAGAUGAGGCAGUAAGGCUGGCUGUGAAACAUUGUGGGAUAAUGGUGUAUAACGAAAUACUAUGAGUGCAAAUUGCUAGCAAGCCUAUGUAAUGUAGUAAUAACUGUGUUUUAACAUUAGCUUUGUCAUCUUCAGACUUAAACCAUCAAAUUUUAUUCUGUUCGAAGGCUCUAAAUGUAGGUAUCUAGAGUAUUAUCUUAUUUCUGUACUAGAUAUAACUUUCAUCUUCCAGUAAGCUUUUUGAUUAGACGUUGCUGAUACUGAGGUUAUAAGGUCCGUGUUAGUUUAAAAGACACCAGGGUGUUAGAAAGAUGAUGUGUAUUAGCAUUCUAUUAGCUUUUCUGUAGAGUGAUGAUCAGUUAUCUUACUUGUAACCAACAACUGUAGUAUUUCUGAGGCAAAAAUAAUCUAGCCUCUUUUAUAGAGGUGCUGCAGAAUUUUGUGUUAUUGUGUUAUUAUGUAGAGGUGCUGCGGAAUUUUGUGCUAUUGUGUUAUUUUGUAGAGGUGCUGCGGAAUUUUGUGCUAUUGUGUUAUUAUGUAGAGGUGCUGCGGAUUUUUUUGUCAGUAAUAAUUGUGAGAUUAACACAGAUAUCUCUAUAGGAAGAUAGAGAAAGGAUGCCAUCAUGUACUAAACCUGAAAAGUGAUAUCUUGCAUAACCCACAACUAGAACUGAUCGCUUAGCUACGUUUAUUGAUAUAUGUGCAUUUGUUUUGAUGCUUUUUAAGAUGUGCAGUUUUGGUACCACA
Branchiostoma floridae (Florida lancelet) is the source of this 5522-nucleotide messenger RNA. RefSeq lists its product as uncharacterized. Gene Ontology annotation, cellular component: membrane. Gene Ontology annotation, molecular function: calcium ion binding; protein binding. The transcript is spliced from 19 exons. NCBI's taxonomy places the organism in Eukaryota, Metazoa, Chordata, Leptocardii, Amphioxiformes, Branchiostomatidae. The record is from RefSeq and is a predicted model, not a curated record. The coding region runs from base 167 to 3499 and encodes 1110 amino acids.